CAGAUGAAAAUGAAAGAUAGUCGUUGCACAAUCAUACGCUUUGAUUACGGAGGAUGUUAUUCGAAGAACGGAGAUGACGUACGAUGGAAUCCGAAAGAAGAUCAAAUUUAUACUUUAGUGAUGAAAGGAUCUUUCGAAGAGUUUACUUAUUCUGUGUUGGUUGAUAGGAUAUGCAAGAAAAUUAGGGUAGAUGAAGCGACGACGACGAUGUUGAAGUUAAGUUACGUUCCGUUGCUAGAGGAUCCUAAGAGGCAAACUUAUAUUUUGGAUGAUAAAGAUGUUUUAGGAUAUUUAAUGGAAGGAGAUAUUAAUCAGCGGAGAAAUGUUUUGCAUGUGGAACUCAUUGAAGGUGUCGAUCAAAACCAGAGUUGGGAGCGAGAGGAUGGAAGAAGUGGAAUUGAUGUAAGGAAUGAGGAGAUUGCGGAUGAUGAGUUGUUGGCAAAUGGUGAAGAAGUUGCGUACAUGGAUAAUUAUGGGAUGUCUGUUGAUGAUGUACAAGCUGAUGAGGUUGUGAAUCUUGAAUGGGAAGAUGGUAUUGGUUUGACUUUAGGUCAAGAGUUUGAGAGUAAGCAGGAAGUUCAGGAUUUAGUUGAGAAAGCUGAACUUCAGAAUUGUUUUGAGGUUGCUAUAUUCAAGUCAUCACCUGGACUAUACGUGUUAAGAUGUCGUGGUAGUGGUUGUAAAUGGUAUCUACGAGUUGCAAAGGUUAAGAAUUCGGAUCGUUUAUCUGUUAGAACUUACAACAAGAUGCAUACAUGCUCUCCGGUAACUACAACUAGAAGAAGAGAUAAAAGAAUAGCCACACCACAAUUAGUUGCAUCUCUUUUGCUAGAGGAUUAUCGAGAUGUAUUCGACACUCUAACUCCAAAAAACCUCAUACAUUUGGUUCAAGAAAAACAUGGUGUUACGGUUUCAUACGCUACUGCUUUGAGAGGAAAAAAACAAGCUGCAAGGGAUGUGCGGGGUCAUUUACACACUCCGUGAGAUGGAAGAAAAAGUUAUGCGUUUG
Messenger RNA from Arabidopsis arenosa, 1009 nucleotides. The record is from the annotation of a GenBank genome assembly. Lineage: Eukaryota; Viridiplantae; Streptophyta; Magnoliopsida; Brassicales; Brassicaceae.